AUGAGUAACUGGAGAAACCCAAACAACUGGCACUGGACAUCAAAAAAUUGUUUGAAUUGGGCCAAAGACUACUUUGACAGAGAACUCAAAGAUGUCUCGGUAGAACAUGACGGCACAACCGUCAAGACUGACAAACUCACCGAUUGUAAAGGAGACGUUGACCUGAGUCAAAGGAAAGGCAAACUAAUAACAAUUUAUGAUGUUGCCUUGACGAUUGAAUAUUCGGGCACAUCCGCUGCUGGAAAUGAGGUAAAGGGUAAAAUUGAAUUCCUUGAAGUAGCUCAUGAUACGGACCUAAAGGAUCUUGCGUAUACUGUAACUGCAGAUGAGGAUAUGGAUGAUUACGAAAUCGUCAAAGAAGUCGCCCGUAAUUAUUUGAUACCUGCGUUGAAAGAAAAGCUGGGAAAGUUUGCGCACGAUCUUGUUGAAACCCAUAGAACAGACGUUUACAUUGACCCUUCGCAAAUGGGAGCGGUAUCUACUCCGCGUCCAGUGACGCCUAUCGCAUCAUCAUCUGAUGUUACGAGUAAAACAUCAAGCUCUGCGUCUACUCUCACAACAUCCUCUACUUCUACCAAAACACUUUUGAAUACCAAGACAAUUAAAGAAACUAUCGAAUUCCAAACAUCAGCUGAUCAGUUAUGCGAGACAUUGUUAGAUCCAGGCAGAGUCGCCGCUUGGACAAGGGCCCGACCAGACAUUUUCAAGACCGUUGGCAGCCAUUACAGUUUGUUUGAUGGAAACAUUAUUGGAGUUAUGCUCGAAUUGGUUCCAAACGAAAAGAUAUCGCAGACAUGGCGUCUAAAAUCUUGGCCGGAAGGUCAUUACUCUAACGUCACUAUGACAUUCGAACAAACAUCUGAUAGUACCAAACUACAUCUUACUCAAACCGGGGUCCCUGUAGGAGAGGUCGAUGUUGUCCGCAACAACUGGCAAACGUUCUACUGGAAUCCAAUUAAAAGCGUCUUCGG
Paraglomus brasilianum is the source of this 971-nucleotide messenger RNA. The record is from the annotation of a GenBank genome assembly. Lineage: Eukaryota; Fungi; Glomeromycota; Glomeromycetes; Paraglomerales; Paraglomeraceae.